Molecule: messenger RNA, 3957 nt
Organism: Triticum aestivum (bread wheat)
Lineage: Eukaryota; Viridiplantae; Streptophyta; Magnoliopsida; Poales; Poaceae
Product: protein ACCELERATED CELL DEATH 6
Exons: 4
Coding region: 1105-3090 (661 amino acids)
Cellular component (GO): plasma membrane
Molecular function (GO): protein binding
Source: RefSeq, a predicted model, not a curated record
AAGAAGUUUUGAACAGUGUUGGAUAAACGAGCGCAGUGUGAAAUAAAGGGCACUUUGGGCUAUACGGAAAUACAGUGAAAAUCCACUGGCACACAGAAAUUUCGGGCGACUUGAUGAAUAGCUGGCCUCUUUUCUCCAUCAUGCAUGCGCGUCCCUCAAGGAAAAAGACACUGUCAGUGCCAGAUUUUUCACAUGAAGCAAGAAAAAAAAAUUCUCCCAUCUCGCUUCUUAGGCCCCGUUUGGAAUGAAGGAAUUUUGCAGGAAUUUCGUAGUAAUGGAAUCCUAUAGGAAAUUUUUUCUAUGUGCCCUUUGGAUUGUAGGAUUAGCUUUGAAAAUUCCUAUAGGAAUUUUUCCUUUACUUUAUACUAUUUUUUUAGGAUUCUAAAUACUUGCUCAAACCUCAUUUUUUCACUUCCUUUGAGAAGUCCAAUGCAACAUGUGUCUUUAUCUCUCCUUUUCUGUCUCUUCUAAAGAAACAAUUUCUGCAAAAUUCCUGUGGAGCAUCCAAACAACUAUGUUGUAUAAUUCCUGCAAUUUAGAAUCAUGUAGGAAUCUACAAGUCAUGACUUGCAAUUCCUGCACUUUUCCCCGUCCUAUGUUUACGGGGCCUUAUUAAGCAUGCAUGGGAUCUUAGGAAGGGAUCAACCAGCAAAGCAGAAGCACUUCACCCUACGUUUGCGAGGAAGAAAAUUAGUUUAGGCACGAGGGUCGAGAAAGGUUAAAGUUAUACUGUGUGCUUUGAUUAUUGUGUUAAUCUGGAGACAACAGGGAAUUAAUCUACCUAACCCAAGUCUGCACGUAAUCAAUCUGAUGGAUCAAACAAUAUACCAAAGGUCCGAAGCCAACUUCACACUCCAUCUUAGCUAGCCUAAAUUCUUUUGCGCCCAUGAAUCUUGCUGCCCCACACCAUGCAUCCACGCCGCUCUCUGACUCUGAACCCGGUACAAUCUUCUCGACUAAGUCAUUCGCUGGAUCGCACGCGAGGUUAAUCUGGCAACGAUAUAUUAGUACAUCUGGGUCGCGUAGCCCCUGUACGCACCUUCUCUAGUUCAGUGCUUACAGUACAGGUUGGUGACCGCGAGCUUGAUCCGUCUGGAUUAGUUGAUGGAUCGCCGCCAUCACUCCAUCCAGCUCAGUGCGGGUCCUGGCGAUGACGGCCUGAUGAGCUCCGAGCUGUACCUUGCCGUGUGCGGAGGCAAAAAGGAGGAAGCCAUGGCGCUGCUUCUGCAACUAAACUCUGGUAAGGCUGCUCGUUCCUUACACACAGUUGAGAGUAUACACCAGGUCAGCGCAGAGAGGAACAAUGUUUUUCAUUUAGCUGCAGAUCAAGGGCAUGACGAGCUGAUCCGGAAGCUCUACGCCAGCUUCGGGGACAAGAGCUUACUCUCUUCCCCCAACUCGGCUCUGGACACGCCGCUGCACUGUGCGGCGAGGGCUGGCCAUGAGAUGGCUGUGUCUCUCCUCGUCCAGCUCGCUAUGGACACUGGAGACCAGAGCAUCUUGUGCUGCAAGAACGAGGCUGGGGACACGGCCCUGCAUCUAGCAGCAAGGCUCGGCCAUGGCACAGCAGUUGAGGCUAUGGUCUCCACAGCGCCAGGGCUGGCCUCUGAGGUUAACAACGCCGGCUUGUCGCCGCUGUACUUGGCAGUGAUGAGCAAGUCGGCACCCGCCGUCAGGGCAAUAACGACCAGAUGCAGCGACGCGUCGGCUGCUGGUCCGAGCUCGCAGAAUGCUCUGCACGCUGCAGUCUUCCAGGGCUCAGAAAUGGUCAGCCUACUACUGGAUUGGAAGCCAUCUGGCCCAUCCCUGGCAAGCAAAGCUGAUGGCACUGGCAGCACUCCGCUCCAUUUCGCUUCGUCUGACGGUGACCGCUCCGUCGUAUGUGCCAUCCUGCGGGUCGCGCCGCACGCUGUGCGCAUGCGGGACUCAGGCGGCCUCUCCGCUCUCCACGUGGCGGCGGGAAUGGGCCAUGCCCAUGUGGCUGAGGCGCUGAUGAAGGCCUGCCCCGAUGCCGCCGAGCUCCGGGACGACCGCGGCGGGACCUUCUUGCACGCCGCUGCCAGGGGAGGCCACACCAGGGUCGUGUCGCUUGCCAUGAAGAAGCCGACGCCCCGCAGCCUCCUCAACACGCAUGAUGAGGAUGGCAAUACGCCGCUCCACCUCGCGGUGGCCGCAUGCGCGCCCAGCGCCGUGGAGGCCUUGAUGUGGCGUGGUGAAUUGUGUGCCGACGUCAUGAACAACGAAGGCCAGACGCCGUUGGAUCUCGCAGCUAGAUCGACCAGUUUCUUCUCCAUGUUGGCCUUGGUGGUGACGCUGGCCACGUUCGGAGCACAAUCUCGCCCUCAGAGGCGGGACCAUGUAGAGCAAUGGAGGGGCCGCGACAUAGCACAAGGGAUUGAGAAGAUGUCCGACAGCCUCGCAGUGGUCGGCGUGCUCAUCGCCACUGUGACCUUCACCGCCGCCAACAACGUGCCGGGUUCCUAUGAGCAAGCUGAUGACACGGCACCCGACAAGAGGGUCUUCAAGGGCAUGGCGGUGCUACAGGAGAAGAUCCUCUUCCAAUUCUUCCUGAUCCUUGACAGCUUUGCCCUGGUCACCUCCGUGCUCGCGGUGGUCCUUCUCGUCUUCGGGAAGGCGUCGCGCUCUGCGGGGUCGUGGAAGAGCUUCGCGGCGGCGCUGCACUGCAUAUGGGUGUCGCUGGUCAGCAUGUUCAUUGCCUUCUACGCAGCUCUCGCUGCAGUGACAAGCACGGAGGCGCUCUACCGCAUCAUCUACCACGUCAUAUACAUCGGCUUCGCCCUACUAUACGGCACGGUCGUAACUUUGAUCGUGCCGGUGUCGGCCUGCACACUUUGGAAGGCUCUCUGGUGCACCGUCGUGAAAGGAAGGCACAACGUCCUCGGGAGGCGUCUCAAGCAGCAGUAUCCAGUCGCCCGUGCUUACGCACCCCACCUGAUUCUUUUCAUGGCAACAAAUUACGUAGCGAUUGCCGGUUUCGUCGCAGUCUCUAUCUUGAGUGAACAAGCCGCCAGAGAGGCGAGGCAUCCUGGGGCACCUGCGCCGGCGCCUUCCUCUGCUCUCCUCUCCUAGGAGCAGCAUCCAAAUUAGAAAAGUAUACUACUGGGUGCUAAAAUAAAACCAGGUUAGUAAUUUGGUACUACUUAAUUCAGAAUCUUUCUCACAGCUGGUAGAAGGUUUGUGGCACAUGGAGCGUAUCCAAGAAGCUGCCGGAGUUUUCAAAUAUCACUGCAAAAGAGGUUACAGCCUUACCAGCGAGGCGCUUUGAUAUACCAAUUCAAGGGGGUUGUAUGGCUGGAAUGAUCCGUGACCCGAUCAGAAUGCGUUCACUAGCUGUUUUCACCGGCACUUGUUGUACAUUUUCCACUUAAAACACAAUUAUCCAAUAUCCAUGCACCACUCCGUUUGAAGAAGGAUAAGGAUAUGUCGCUUCUCCUUGCACAGAUGCUGAUGGAACGGUGUCUAUUGAACAGCUAUGCAUACAAUGUUCUUUUCUGUUGUUUCCUCGCCAAGGAGACAAUUCUUCAUGCUGCUCUGUUGUUCAACAAAAUGGUAGAUUAUGGCUUUGUUUCUGACCAAGAGACAUCUGAACUGUUAGUCCUUGACAUGCCCAUAUUUUCGUUACUCCGCAGGAUUUCGGGAAGUUUACUAAAAAUGGUAAAUAUAGAUGGAAUGACAAGCCCUAGAAUUUAUAACAUUAUCAUUUAUGGCCUCAUCAAAGAAGCCUUUAAGAGUGAGGCGUGUAAGUUUCUAGAUGAAAUGCUAGACAAGGGAUGGGUGCCUGAUUCAAAGACACAUCUUGUGUUGGUUGCACCAUUGAUGGAGAAGAGGCUACAUGAGUUGACAAUGCCUUCCAAACAGCUGAUGCUGACACUGUGAGCAACAUACUGUUGGAGGGGCUAGAAUGAGAGUUUGGAAUGAAAAAAAAUAUUUUCUCCA